AUGGGUUCAAUCAGCUUUUGGAUGUGCUUGGUCAUGACGAUUUGCACCUGGAAUAAAACCAUCGGAUGCACGUGGAUGAGGACACUGCCUCGGUCUCCGAGCAUGUUCCAAGUGUUCAGCAACAACACCAUAACGAUGCUUCAGAAAAUGGGUCAUGAAGUCUCUCGAGAACCUCAGAUCACUUUUCCUGACAAACAAUACAGACAAGUCAAUAAUUUCAAGGCUGACGAACAGAUGGCCUUCAUUUCGCAUACUCUGAACGCUAUAAAGAAAUUGUACAGCAGUGGUAAAUAUGAGUACACCGCCUGGGACCAGAAAGGAGUUGACAAGUUUAUGAAUGACCUCUAUCGCCAGACCUCGGAGCUGGAUCAAUGCGUAAAGGCUAUGAAAACUAGACAAUCAAAAUCUGUCAAAAAAGUGAACAAAAAGAUGAGCCUUCACUUCAAGUUCCUGAAGAAUUACUUGAAACGCGAGGAUUACAGCGCAAGCGGCUGGGAAGACAUAAGGACAGUGGUGCUGUCACACCUACAAAGACUAGACACAACAUUAAGUAGCCAAUGA
Molecule: messenger RNA, 561 nt
Organism: Salvelinus fontinalis (brook trout)
Lineage: Eukaryota; Metazoa; Chordata; Actinopteri; Salmoniformes; Salmonidae
Product: interferon a3-like
Exons: 5
Coding region: 1-561 (186 amino acids)
Biological process (GO): defense response
Cellular component (GO): extracellular region
Molecular function (GO): cytokine receptor binding
Source: RefSeq, a predicted model, not a curated record